AUGGUACCUGGUUCAAUACCAGCAGAAGACGUUUUAUCGUGUCGCCGAUGUCUGAACGCGAAGACGAUCGACACGUGCACCACGAGUAUUGUAUGUGAUAAUAGAACUGAGGAAUGCUACAUGGAUGAGGUUAUCACUCCGAAUGCAGAAGUUGUGUACAGAGCUGGAUGUCGUUCACGACAGGCAUGUUUCGCACGUAAUCACUACCACGGUGGAAGUCCCCUGGCAAGUAGAUAUGGAUGCUUCAAUUUUGAGAUAUGCAAGCUUUUAAUGAGGCGUGCCUUCGAUGAUCUGAAGAGAUGUUACGGGAUUGAAGAUACUUAUCUGUGUGAUAAUAACAAUGAUAGCGUUUGUAAUGUUUGCUGCAGAGAUGGUGGUUGCAACUACGGCGAUUGCCAGAAGAUAAAACGUCGUCUGUUUGAAGAGUAUAAGCAGGGUUUGUUUAGUCUGGAUACCUUGAAGUCAACCACAUCGUAA
Mya arenaria is the source of this 477-nucleotide messenger RNA. RefSeq lists its product as uncharacterized. NCBI's taxonomy places the organism in Eukaryota, Metazoa, Mollusca, Bivalvia, Myida, Myidae. Bases 1 to 477 code for a protein of 158 amino acids. The transcript is spliced from 6 exons. The record is from RefSeq and is a predicted model, not a curated record.